AUGCCAGAUACUGAGUCCGACGCUCUUGAAACUCCAAGUGCCUUCCUAUACAGAGCUCGUAUUGACGGACCCGAGGAGCCUGGCGGCGACGACAACAUCUGUACCAAGCCUGUGAAUCUCAGUCACGAGAGAUCACCUUCUCAAAAUUCAUCAUCCUCCCAUAUUUCCCGAUGGUUGAAACCGAAACGGCGAAAGACCACUGCCUCGACAUCGACUUUGACAAAUUGGGAAGCAUUGUCUGGUUGCAAACUCGCAGGCGUUCCAGAUAUUUUACAUAUAGAAGAAACCUUUCCUGCUCCCCGGGCAGAUCUUAGUGAUGCAUUCCAUCAUGCUCAAGGAAGAUGGAAUCGCGACAGGAGCUCUUCAGGCAAAUCUACGACAGUUGUGUCAUAUUCUACCACCAACGACGGAAAGUCAUCCCAGACAACUCAAGACGACUUCGAACAUGAGCUGGGCCCAGAGCUUUCCGCUCACGCUGUUGAGAAAGACCCGCCACAACUCGCCCCUUUGCCGGACAUGUCUAAGUGUAGCUUGGAAAGGUCGUCGACCUUGCGAGCCUGUAUAGAGAAGCCAUCUGACGACUUCAUUGUUGAGUACAAAUCUCAGCGGCGCUCUUCAAAGAAAACUAUUCAUUAUGAAUUGACCAAUCGAUCAAGACCCUAUACAGCACCGCCCAAAGCUUUACCGGCCGCCACGCUUCGACCUCUUGAGAGGAAGACAAGGAUAAAAAGCAGACAUCUGCCGUCGAAUGACAUGGCAGUGUGUUCCAAAGACAAAAGACCGUCACAUUGGGCACCUGAUUCAAAAGCACGUUGUCGCAGCUUACCAAAAGAAGAGUUUCAGUGGGCUUCUGGAACAUCUGUGACCGCUGGAUCCGUUGUCAAGCACGAUUCAGAACAGGACUCGCCUUCGUGCUCUACCUCGAUCACAACUCUUCAACUACCCCCUAAUGUAUUUGAAAGGCCGCCCUUGUCCGAACAGAACGUUCAUUCCCUGCACCUGGCCGCCCUUCAGUCUGCACCGAAGCCCGCUAUUCAACGUCAGCUCUCAAACCGGUUCUCAAGCCAGGGGAGCAACAUUACAUUCUCUAGUAUUGGUCUGGGUAUAUGUUAG
Molecule: messenger RNA, 1113 nt
Organism: Fusarium graminearum PH-1
Lineage: Eukaryota; Fungi; Ascomycota; Sordariomycetes; Hypocreales; Nectriaceae
Exons: 3
Coding region: 1-1113 (370 amino acids)
Source: RefSeq, a predicted model, not a curated record